CUUGCAUCUUGCAUCCUCGACAGACAAGCCAAAAAAACUAGACGGGACACGGGAGCUUGAUUUGUGCUAUUGUGCUGUCAGAACUAUCACCAUCACUACACGGUGCACAAUUACCACAAUUACUAACUUCGUUCUGUCGUCUGCCAUAUUGACAAGAGAUAUAACAAAGUUCGUCGCAAGCUUCGGGUGGGAGAACGCUUUCAAUCGUCUUUUGGAACGGGUUGUUUCAGGUUUCACUCACGAGCCAGUCAAUUCGCUUUGAGGCAUUACAAAUGGUUCUCUGUGAAAUGACACUGUGAGUAUCAGAGUGGAAAGUGGAGCGAAAAAAAAAAACGAAACUCGAAUAGCUGAGCCCUGCAACCAACUGAAAAGUUCUGUAACACAAAUCGGAGGCACGCCACGGUACGAGGAGAAGGAACACUGUUCGAUUUUGAGAAAAACAGCUGGUGGUGACCUUAGACCCUACUUCAGCGAGGAUGACAGCGACCUGGUGCUGAAGUUGAUGAAGAAACACAGCUGCAGAAACCAGAACCUAACCACAAUUUUUAUGACACUGCUGAACCCAAACCGGAGUAGGACCGAAAAAACUAAUAGCGGUAACCGGUUCGCAACAAAACGGUUCUGACGUAAAAGAAGUCGGAAUAAGAGUUCAAGUGCCUCUAAAUCCCCGAACGAGGCCUCACAUUGGUCUCCAUAUCGUGCAUUUCGCAAAUUUUCACCCAGCCGUUCAAUGAGGAUGUGUGAGAGACGAAGAGACACCUGCGUGUUUGAGUCAUCAAGUUUCGGCCCUCGGGACUUACAACUUCGAGAAAUGGAGCUCUCCUCAAAGAGUGCUGGUCAGAUCGGCAGAGUAAAAUCUGAGCCCCUUGAUGUCGGAUUACUACCAGAACAGGGCCAGCAGCAGCAAUGCAAUGAGUCUGCACCGGGGGACAAGAGCUACAGGGUGACUCUUGGGAUGUGCCACAUUAAAAAAGAACCUCCAGACGACUGUUCAUACGAACAUCAGAUCAUACAAGUGAAGACAGAGCCCUACAACACUGCAAUUUUGGAGGAACGGGACCACAUGGGACACAGUCAUGGCUCAACACCAGAAGGAGCAAAAGAAAGCAGAGGUAGGCUUCAUAUUAAGGACGAGCCCAGUUACUCUUGUGAUCAAGCAUCUUCGCGUUGCCUCUCUUCAAAUGCACAGUUUGAAAUCAGCACAACAACUACUGAAGCAGUAUUCAAUAGUUCUGCACUAAUCACUACCGACGGUCGACCCACUGAGCAAUCUUCAGCCCAGAGCGAGAGUCAACAGGCAGGCAAGUCAUCAACAUUUGCCUGCGACACAUGCUCUGCAACAUUCAGUCAUGCAUCAACACUGCGGGUACAUGCAAAGCGUUGCACAGGAGAAGGGUUGCACAAGGCUAUGGUACCUGCACUUGCAUGCUCAUCGAGUGCAUACAAAUCCAAUCUCUGCCCUGCAGAGUCCAGCCACAGUAUGCGCCUUCGACACACAAGCAAGAUGCCCUACAAAUGUGAUCUCUGUCCUGCAGAGUUCAGCCACAGUUCUGCCCUGUCCCACCACAAGCGAAAGCACACAGGCAUGGAGCCAUACAAAUGCGAUAUCUGCGCUGCAGAAUUCAGCAAGAUUGCAAUGCUGCGAGAUCACAAGAGAACACAUACGAGUGAGAAUCCACACAAGUGCGAUCUCUGUCCUGCACAGUUCAGGCAAAGCACGAUUCUCAAGCGUCACAAGAGAAGACAUACAGGCGAAAAGCCCUAUAAAUGCGAUCUCUGCCCCGCAGAGUUCAUUUACCACUCGAGCUUGUCAUAUCACAAGCAAAAACACACAGGCAAGAAGCCCUAUAAGUGCAACCUUUGUCCUGCAAGGUUCAGUCAUAGCACAACCCUGAGGGGUCACAAGCGGAAACACACGGGUGAGAAGCCCUACAAGUGCGAUCUCUGUAAUGCAGAGUUCAACCGUAACUCGAACCUGUUGCGUCACAAGCGCACGCACACGGGCGAGAAGCCCCAUAAGUGCGAUCUCUGUCCUGCAGAGUUCGGCGAGAGGGCAGGCCUGCGGAUUCACAGGCGAACACACACGGGAGAGAAGCUAUACAAGUGCGAUGUCUGCCCUGCGGAGUACACCAACACCAGGAGUCUGUCAUAUCACAAGAGGAAACACACGGACGAGAACCCGUGUAAGUGCGACCUCUGUACUUCUGAGUUCAGCCAGAGCACAGGCCGGUCGUGUCUCAAUCGAAAACACACGGUUGAGAAGCUCUACAAGUGCAAUCUGUGUACUGCAGAGUUCGCCCAUAGCUCAGUCCUGCUGUGCCACAAGCGAAGACACACUGGGGAGAGGCCAUAUAAGUGCGAUGUGUGUACUGCAGCGUUCAGCUGUCGCGCGAACCUGUUGCGCCACAAGCGGAUACACACGGGCGAGAUGCCUUACAAGUGCAAUCUCUGCCCUGCAGAGUUCAACCACAGGACGAACCUGGCAUAUCACAAGCACACACACACGGGAAUAAAACCGCACAAGUGCGAUCUCUGUCCUGCAGCGUUCAUCAAUAGCACGAAGCUGCGGUAUCACAAGCGAAAACACACCGGCGAGAAGCCCUAACCUCUGUUGUGCAGAGGUCACCUGCAGCACGGAAUUCAGAUGUCACAAGUGGACACACAUGAGCGCGAGGGGAAAUAGUAGUGCGAUCUCUGUGCGGCAGGAUCAGCCACAGUGCAGACCAUGGGUUUUACGAGCUGACACACACAGUCAAGGAGCCAUACAAGAGCGUUCGCUGUUGUGCAAACUUGAGACAUAGCAUAACACACUCACGGUUACCUUAAGUGGACCUGCAUGCACGUGAAGAAAUGCAAGCUCUCUCCUGCAGAGUUCAGCCACAGCGCAAACACAUUCCAGCCAGAGAACCUGCAGAGGACAAACCUCAACAGUGGGCACAACACACUUGGGACAGAAGCUGUGCAAGUGUUUUCAGUUCCGUUCUGUUCUCUUGCACGUCCUCAACCUGGAGGCCUAAAACAGCACAUGGUAAUAUUCUGUUAGUUAGAAGGCAUAAUUUAUCUGUUGUGUCAGGAACUUGUGUCGUGGAAUGCGUUGCAAGUUGUUGUAAUGAUGUCGCAGGUGUUAGUAUCAUUGGGAGACACUAGUGUGUGGUACUAGAGAUUAGAAGUGCACACCACAGUCUCCGUAACGCUGCUUUCACAGAGAUGAUUGCUGGUCCCUACAAUUACCUCUCUGCAACAUGACAUCACUGGAUCCUUCUCCAGUUGAAUGUGAUAUCAUUCCAUACAACGACUGGCCUCGCGUGUGCUAUGUGGUGACGCUACUGUUGAGUGACCUCUCAUCUUUCCUUGAACCUUGCACUCGGAUAUUUGUGAAUGCUUUCCUGUAGAACUGAAAAAUGAAGAAUCCCUGGUAGGGAUGUGCACAUUUUUGCGUCUUUUUUUAAAGUGCAAGUCCCAGUAACUGGAACACGUAUUUGUGACGUGGUCGUUUGCCGCUGUCAGGAUUGAAAACAAGUUUGUAAUGAACAAGCAACAAACAAUGAUGUGUGGGAUUAAGGGUAUGUUAACGGCAGUUACAGCAGUUCUUGAGGUGUAUGCAUUGGAAACGAGCUUACAGGAUGGUGAAAUUGUGUAUGUGAUGUUUGUGUCAAUUGGUGCUUGCAUACAUGAGCCCUGAUUGGCGAAUGUACGCACCGGCGACCGGCACCGGCGGCCGGCGAAUUCACUUAUGAUGGCCGUCACCGACACCAUUUGUAUUUACAAUACAUCAUUUACAAUCGCAUCACUCAGAAUGAUGCGACACUGAGUGAUAGGCAACAAUGUGAUGCGAUGUUGGUAAUGGACAAUGGUGUGAUGCUAACAGGUGGGCAAUAAUGUGAUGUGAUGUUACGUCUGGUGUCAGAUGAUGGGAAAUGAUGUUAAUUACAUUGAGCUUGAUGUUGAAUGGUAGGCUGUGGCUAGGGAUCUGACUUUUCUGAGUUUUGAAUUGGCAAAAUUCAGUGGGUAAAAAAUUGUCAGUUUUUGAGUGUGUGGAGGCAUUGGACAAUAUAUCAAAUGGACUUCUUGAAGAUGAAAUGGAAUUCUUUCGAAAUGAAGGUCAUGUGAUGGCUCAAAAUAAGGGUGGAAUGCCCAAUAAUCUUAUGUUGCCAACGUUGCCACGCAACAUGUGAGAUUCAGGUGAGACAUACCCACUUCAGCAACGAAGCAAAAGCAAUUUCAUGGCAAAGCUGAAGCAGGACGCCAAUUGUUUGCUUCACAAAUGACCUCCGGAUCUGCCGAGAUUUCGGAGAUGGGCGUGUUGGAAUGGGUUCAUAGAAAGGGAAGAAAGCCAAAAAUGACAGACGACAUGGACGUGUCAUCUGUGGUGUUUUUGUGCUCUCCUCUCCUUGGUAUAUGACCUUUGAACCUUCAGAAGCAGUUUGUGUACCACUCCGCUGCAUGGCAUUUUAAAAUCACGAUAAUUACCCAGUAAGUGUAGGCUCGCCUGAAAAGCAGGAAAUGCUAUCAUGUAAAAUUAAAGAUUAGGUUUCUCCCACA
Molecule: messenger RNA, 4542 nt
Organism: Ornithodoros turicata
Lineage: Eukaryota; Metazoa; Arthropoda; Arachnida; Ixodida; Argasidae
Product: zinc finger protein 883-like
Exons: 6
Coding region: 731-2605 (624 amino acids)
Biological process (GO): regulation of transcription by RNA polymerase II
Molecular function (GO): RNA polymerase II cis-regulatory region sequence-specific DNA binding; DNA-binding transcription factor activity
Source: RefSeq, a predicted model, not a curated record